GAACGUGUGGUUUGGUCGGCGUUUUUUCAAUAGAACCAUUCUUCCGUCAAACUUAGAAUCCCUUUUUCUGUAUUGUAUAGAUACUUUGAGUCACCUUUUUGAAUUCUCACUUUGCGGUUUUUCAAACAACCAUUUCCCACGUUCGAUAGCUUCAUUUUCAUAGCAAAACAACCCCACAAUAUCUAACAUCAAUGAAAAGGAAACUAAGCAUGUUCUAGUUCUUCACCACGGUUCCUGCUAUAACCAGAGAAUCAAAGUCUUUUUCAACCGGUCAGUGUUGAAUUCGGUUCAUUUCUGAGGUUUAUCUUCUGUUAUUGGAAGUGUUGGGUUAAAAGUUCCUAGCAGAAGAAUAUUCAGCAGAAGAUAUCCAAGGAGGCUGCUUUUACCUGAUGCCAUCAUCAUAGUAUGGACUCAAAGCAGUUUCUUAAUUUCGAUGUGACUAGCUCAGGAGGAAUACCUCGUACAUCAUCUUAUCCUACUGUUUCACCAAUACCAAACCGGCUACUUGGAUCCUUGAAAAUCGACACAGGAAACUCGCCUAUAUCAUCCCUUUCUACUCAAUUUGAUUCUGAUACUCUUUCUGCAUUAAGUGACAGCCAGGAAACCCUUUCCGGUGCCAGCCCUUCUUGUGAUUCCUUGCAAGAAAGUAAUCAUCAUUUCCAUAGGAGCUUCCUUCCACAGAAUGCAUGUUGGGACCAGGAAACCAGACAUAGGCUGUUGGAACUAGAAACUCGUUUGAUGGAACAUGAUGGUGAUGAUGAAGUUACCACAUCAAAGACUCCUUUUGGUGAAAGCAGUAGACCAACAACAUCUGGCCAAAGAAAUAGGCCCUGGAGCCAAGAGGGUCAGGGAUCAGAAUAUACCCAAAGUGAAGUUAAACGAGUCGAGAAACGUCACAAGUCAAUGGAGGUGGAAACAUCAGCACAAGGCUUCCCAACAAGCAAUUUGAAACAAUUGCUGAUUGUAUCUGCCAAAGCCCUUUCAGAAAACAAAAUGAAAGAUUUUGAUCAUCUGAUAGGAAAGGCCAGAAGUUGUGUAUCCAUAAGCGGGGAGCCGAUACAGCGGCUUGGUGCUUAUUUGGUUGAAGGGCUUGUUGCAAGGAAAGAAGCAUCAGGGAAUAACAUCUACCAUGCCCUCAGGUGCAGAGAGCCUGAGGGCAAAGACUUACUCUCUUACAUGCAGUUACUCUAUGAUAUGUGCCCAUACUUAAAAUUUGGUUACAUGGCUGCAAAUGGGGCUAUUGCUGAAGCUUGCAGAAAUGAGGACCAAAUCCACAUCAUAGACUUUCAGAUUUGUCAGGGAACUCAAUGGACGACUCUCCUUCAAGCUCUUGGAGCCAGACCAGGCGGGGCACCGCACGUGCGGAUCACGGGGAUUGAUGAUCCUGUUUCGAGAUAUGCUCGAGGCGAUGGACUAGAGGUGGUUGCGAAAAGGCUAGCCUUAAUCUCAGAGAAAUUCAGUAUCCCAGUUGAGUUCCAUGGUGUGCCUGUUUUCAGUCCGGAUGUGACGAGAGACAUGCUAGAUGUUAGGCCUGGAGAGGCUUUGGCUGUGAACUUUCCUCUUCAACUGCAUCACACUGCUGAUGAGAGUGUUGAUGUGAGUAAUCCAAGGGAUGGACUUUUGAGAAUGGUGAAAUCACUUUCUCCCAAGGUAGUCACAUUGGUAGAGCAGGAAUCAAACACCAACACCACUCCUUUCUUCAACAGGUUUGUGGAAACCUUGGAUUACUACUUGGCAAUGUUUGAGUCCCUUGAUGUGUCUCUCCCAAGAAACAGCAAGGAGAGGAUCAAUGUGGAGCAGCAUUGUCUUGCGCGCGACAUUGUCAACAUCGUCGCUUGUGAAGGGAAGGAGAGGGUGGAGCGGCACGAACUCUUCGGCAAGUGGAAGUCUAGGUUCACAAUGGCUGGCUUCCAUCAAUACCCUUUGAGUUCUUAUGUGAAUUCCGUUAUAAGAAGCCUGCUUAGGUGCUAUUCAGAACACUAUAGUCUUGUGGAGAAGGAUGGGGCCAUGUUGCUGGGAUGGAAAAACAGAAAUUUGAUUUCAGCUUCAGCCUGGCAUUGAUAAUGUUGUACUUGUAUUGUACGUGAGCGCAUAUUGUGGCCAGCCGUUUACCGCUUAGUGCGAGCACCCACGGCGAGGGGAUUAGUCAUUGCUGUCAGCGGUGAUACCCUAACAUGCCCAAAAAAGAUUAGUGUCGGAUGUAAUAGCUAAUAAGUAUAAGUAUAUGAUACAGAACCAAAGAAUAUAGGAUGUGAUAUAUUGAAAUUUAGGAUUAUACACAUGCAUAGAAUAAAAUUCAUCAAACAUGACAAAAUAUGUAAUUGAGAUUUAAAAGAAUUUGUACUUAGAGUAUAGUUGUCAGACUUUAUAAAACAAGUAACUGGUUCCAGUUCGAUGACUUUGAAACGAGCA
Messenger RNA from Lotus japonicus, 2412 nucleotides. Its product is annotated as scarecrow-like protein 21. Gene Ontology annotation, biological process: regulation of DNA-templated transcription. The transcript is spliced from 2 exons. Gene Ontology annotation, cellular component: nucleus. Gene Ontology annotation, molecular function: sequence-specific DNA binding; DNA-binding transcription factor activity. The record is from RefSeq and is a predicted model, not a curated record. Lineage: Eukaryota; Viridiplantae; Streptophyta; Magnoliopsida; Fabales; Fabaceae. Bases 406 to 2061 code for a protein of 551 amino acids.